Haliotis rufescens (red abalone) is the source of this 1605-nucleotide messenger RNA. RefSeq lists its product as uncharacterized. The coding region runs from base 359 to 1150 and encodes 263 amino acids. The record is from RefSeq and is a predicted model, not a curated record. The transcript is spliced from 3 exons. Lineage: Eukaryota; Metazoa; Mollusca; Gastropoda; Lepetellida; Haliotidae.
AAUGUUUUGGUCAAGUCCACGUUUGCAGUGUAUCCUUUCUUUUGCCCGGCAGUUUGUGUUAGUCUAGGGAGAGCCAAGCUUAAGGUAUAUCACUAUAUGUUUGCCCAGCCUAAGUAAGGGUAGCCACGUUUGGCUAGCUAUCAAUCCUUGGCACAGGAUCUCAAAUUUUCGUUCUUCGGUCACCAUACGAGAUAACACCAUGCGCCCGGCUGAUUACCCAACUAGAUGUUUUGCUGAUAUGGACCCUCUGCAAGGUGUAACAAAACUGACUUAACACCGGUAUCUUCGUUUCUGAAAGUCGUUUGGCUGGAUAUCACCUGCGUUAGACACAUUACUUGAUCGGCGGCAGUUCAUUGCGAUGGAAACAUCAGGACUCCACACCAAAUUCGGCUGCAAAUGUCAGAACUGCUACAGCUACACCAGUCCGGACAGCAAUGAAACGACGGACUGUGCUAAGUGUGGAUGUUCUCCCAUUGACCACACCAUCAUGAGGAUCAGCCCUAUUGAGGUGGAUAACGAUGACGUCUCUGAGCCCACGUGUGAUUCAGGGAUGCCAACUGCAUCCUCUGAGGCUGUAUCAGGCAUAACAUCAUUCCCACUGUUGGGUACAACGGCAUGGUCAUCAUCCGACUUUGGAAGUCUAUUUGACACCAAGAAACGAGCCUUGGAUGAUGUCAGUGGCGGACCUGCAAACAAAAAGCCUAAGGGUACAACGACUGGACAAAAAGCAGGCACGGAUUCUCUUGGGAUUGAGGGGCUGCUGAAGCUGAAGCCCUGCAAGGUCCUACAGAAGGGCCAGAUCCCCUUCACCGAGCUGGACCAUAUCCCAAAUUAUGUCCGAGGAGUGUACAAGAUCGCCUAUAACUGGCAGACGAUCUACGUGGGCUCAAGUUCCUGCAAAGUCAAACAAACACUGAAGAGUCAUUUCAGCGGCCACGGUCGAUCCGAUUUGUUCGAGUUUAUCAAAAGUCUGAGCCAGAAGGACCUGGAGAAGGUGACAGUGUAUUACCUGGACGAAACAAUGUACGACCAUAAUUGCUCAAAGAAAAGUUAUAUGAAGUGUAUUGAAGACUUGCAAGGGACCAAACCCAAAUUCAAUGGACCACUUCCCAAAAAAAACACUUCUAAAUGGUGGUGCAAUAUCCAAUAAGAAUAACACAAUCAGUUCUUUUAUAGAAAUACUCAAUGCCCGACAUCAAAAUGCUUGGGUCCACGAGCGAGAAAUUGGCAUACCAUGCUCCUCCUGCUACCGUAAUUAGUUCUAAGGUACCGAUCAUGUUGAUAUUUGACAUUAACAACAUAUUGUUGCAAGAUCCAUUUCAAAAAGUUUUUAGGUUCGUAGUUAUAAAAAAAAUGUUAAAGUAGCUGCAGCUGAAAAAAUAUCCAUAAUAACCCCCAUACCCCUCUUCCCUCCCUUUCUCCACCACACACAGACACACACACACACACACACAAAAUAUCAAAUGGUUGGUCCCUAAUACUCAAAUGACCUCACAGCUAUCACUUUCAUUAGCAUAGUGUUUGCGAUUUUGUUUUGAGUUUGAAUUAAAACUGAAAUAUAUGCUGUCGCACCAUUCCAAAUAAAAAGACUAUUCUUCUUGGGGU